Cladocopium goreaui is the source of this 1238-nucleotide messenger RNA. The record is from the annotation of a GenBank genome assembly. Lineage: Eukaryota; Dinophyceae; Suessiales; Symbiodiniaceae.
AUUUUAGGAGAGCGAUAGAAGGAGGGCGCCAUGGCCAGCCGCUGCUCCGUGGCGGCUACAGCCUUGGUCAUCGCACUAUGUUGGACCAGCGGAGUGUUUACCACCAAACUCUUGCAGCAGAACUGCGGCUACAAGAAGCCGUAUCUGUUGACAUAUCUCCAUGAGCUCGGGGUCACCGCCAUCUCUGUUCCCAUCGCCUGCAGCCGACAGUUCUGGCCGCGCUGCAAGACCAUGGGCCUUCGCGCCAUGGCCUUAGGACUUUUGGCCUUCGGAGCCAACAUUUCCUUUAUGGUGGCCUUGGUCUUAACCACCGCCAGUUCUGCAAUGACCUUAGAGCAGCUGACACCGGUCUUCAUUGCAGGAUUGUCCUUUGCCUUCCUGAAAGAGAGAUACCAGGCAUGCCAGAUCUUUUGGUUAGUCGUGGCCAUCGUCGGCUCCGUUCUAACUGCGCGAAGUGACAUGAAAGCCUGUCAUGGUGGCGCUUGCGAUGGAUCUAUGCCACUGCUGGGUGACUUUCUGGUGGUCAUCACGUGCCUUACAGCGGCGCUGUACAUGGUGUGUUUCAAGAUGAUCUUUGCAAAACAAUGCGGCACCAGCUUCCAGAUGCUAUUCACAUAUUUCGUGAUGAAAGGCAUGUCCGUUGCAGUUGUGGGUGGCAUCGCCCUGCUUUUUCUUCCAGAUUGGAACCGUGGAUUGCCCAGUGAUUCGUGCGGCUGGACAUAUUUGGGCAUCAACAUGAUUGCCAAUAUGUCCUUCAACGUCUCACUGGCCUGGGGGUUAUUGGUGGUGUCUCCCUUGGCAUGUCGUCUAUUCGUCCUUUUGGGCCUCCCGGCGUCCCUGCUUUUAGACUCUCUCUUGGGCACGUCCAUAGCAGUACAACGGAUCCUGGGGGUUGCGCUGGUGAGCUGCGGUGUGGCGGGCUUCGAGAUUUUCGGGCCCAAGGAGGAGAGCGAAGGCAUCUCUGAGACCACAGAGAUCACUACAGAUGAGGAGCUCAGCACCUUGAGCCAGGUGUCAACUGGCAGCUCUCAGAAGCAGACACGUGGCAGCUCUUUGUUGUUUAGUCUUUUGGCACUGGGAAUUUGUGCAGCUGGCUUUGCAGUGUCGGGGAUCCCCGCGGCUGGAUAGAUUGGAGGUGAAGGAAAAUGCGUUUCACCCACAUCGGCAGAUCGACAGGGUCCAGCUGGGCUGUGGCGACUUCGAUACAGACACGAAAGAACGUGCGAGUGUUGUCAAAA